GUUCCUCGCACCCCCUGUCCCCUCUCCCAACCGACUCCAGUCUCGGCGCAAACGCAUCCAGCGCGGUGCUAUCAGACAGUAGAGAAAGUGGGGGAGUGAUCAGAGUGUUUGAGCUGUAAAGACUGUUGAUAUCAUCAGAUGCAGCUGACAUCUUGAUAUUGUUGAGCUCCGCCAGCAUCGAAAUCAGAUGUUCUUUUAGAGAUUUGCGAGCAAAGUUCCCUCCUUUGAUGGAUCCACAGAAGGGCGUUUCAGAGAAGCAAGUGGAAGUGGUCUUAAUGAUCCCAGGGGAGGAAGCAUCAGCUGCAGCUGCAGCUUCUUCUGGGAAUGCCAUUCGACACCUAAAGGUGGAACCUUUUGAAGAUUUCUCGAAGGAUGAAAGCGCUAAUAAAUUCAAAUCUCCAGGUCGAACUGGACACCUUUCCCCUGAGAUCACAAAGUCUUCGCUCAGUCCCAAGAAGCCACCCAGACCUCCUGGAGCCGAGACCCUUGUCCGCGGUCGCUCUAUCUCCAAGCCCAAGUCUAGAUUUGUUGAGCAGUCUGUUCCUCCGGCUCCCAUCUCCGCAGACGACCGCUGCCCACCGAUCUAUGAACGACUGCCAGGCUCGCCGAAUUCCAAGGCCUUGGGCGCUCCUAAGACCCCCCCGUCGCAUGCCGGGGAUGAAGAGGAGGAAGAGGAAGAGGACGAGGCAAUUUAUAAGAAACAACAGUUCGCAGACGGUGGGACGCCGCAAAGAAAGUGGAAAGUUAGGGUCUUGAUCGAGUGGGCGAUACUUAUCGUCGCGAUGGGAUGCUUGGUUACGAGCUUGACAGUUCGCCGGUUGCAUAGAGUUGUAAUCUGGGGAUUGGAGAUCUGGAAAUGGUGCCUGAUGGUCAUAGUAAUCUGUUGCGGCCGAUUGGUGACAUAUUGGCUGAUCACCCUCCUCGUUUUCGUGGUAGAAAGGAACUUCCUCUUGAGAAAGAAAGUGCUGUACUUCGUGUAUGGAUUGAAGAACAGCGUUCGGGUCUGUGUUUGGUUGGGUCUAGUUUUACUCACUUGGUCUUUGUUAUUUAGCCAUGGAGUUCAGCGAUCACCCAAGACCACCAAAGCUCUGCAUUAUGUGUCUCGCACGCUUGCUUCGCUACUGAUUGGGUCAGUGUUGUGGCUGGUGAAGACUCUCUUGGUGAAGAUACUAGCUUCCAACUUCCACCUGAACACAUUUUUUGACAGAAUCCAGGAGUCCAUAUUUCAUCAGUACGUGCUGCAGACGCUGUCGGGGCCACCAUUAAUGGAGUUGGCUGAGAAGGUUGGGCAUGUCAAGAGUACGUCACAUUUAAGUUUAAGAAGCACCGGAAAAGGGAAAGGCAAAGGCAAAGGAGGGGAGGAGUUGGGGAUGAUUGAUGUGGGAAAGCUUCAAAAAAUGAAGCAUGAGAAAGUGUCAGCUUGGACCAUGAAGGGAUUGAUCAAUGUGAUCAGCAGUUCAGGGCUUUCGACUAUCUCCAAUACUAUUGAGUGCUUUGAUGAGGAAGCAAGUGAGCAAAUGGACAAGGAAAUAACCAGUGAAUGGGAAGCAAAGGCUGCAGCUUAUAGAAUUUUUAAGAAUGUUGCAAAGCCUGGUUACAAGUACAUUGAUGAGGAAGAUCUUCUGAGAUUUUUAAGUAAAGAGGAAGUGACUUAUGUGCUUCCAUUAUUUGAAGGAGCUGUGGAGAUGGGAAAGAUUAAAAAGUCAGCCUUAAGGAACUGGGUGGUGAAGGCAUAUCUUGAUCGCAAAUCACUUGCACAUUCCUUAAAUGACACAAAAACAGCUGUAAAGCAAUUGCAUAAACUCGCAAGUGUUAUGGUCAUCGUUGUGAUCAUUAUUGUCAUGCUCCUUUUGUUGGGAUUUGCAACAACACAAGUUCUUGUAUUUAUCUCAUCUCAACUAUUAUUAGUGGUUUUUAUGUUUGGGAAUACCUGCAAGACUGUCUUUGAAGCGAUCAUAUUUGUGUUUGUAAUGCACCCUUUUGAUGUUGGUGAUCGUUGUGUUGUUGAUGGAGUCCAGAUGAUAGUGGAAGAAAUGAAUAUACUGACAACAACAUUUCUGAGAUACGACAAUGAGAAGAUAUUCUAUCCAAAUUCAGUAUUGUUGACCAAACCAAUCAGUAACUUCUAUCGAAGCCCUGACAUGAGUGAUUCCAUCAAGUUCUCUGUUGAUGUUUCAACUGCAAUCGAAAGCAUUGGAGCUUUAAAAUCUAAAAUAAAAGCGUACAUUGACAACAAACCUAAUUAUUGGCAUCCCAAUCACAGCAUAGUAGUAGAGAACAUCGUGGACAUUAAUAAGAUGAAUAUGACCCUUAACGUUCGCCAUACUAUGAACUUUCAGAACAUUGUGGAGAAGAACAACCGGAGGUCUGAUCUUGUUCUGGAGCUGAAGAAAAUAUUUGAAGAACUAUCGAUUCGGUAUCACUUGCUGCCCCAAGAAGUGCACUUCAGUUAUACUGGCUUCAACCCGUUACCUGUAUCUAUUGGACAAAGCAUAUGAUGAUAUCCAAGAGUUAAUGAACCUUUUGAAAACCUAAGUUCUCGACGAUUGCAAAUGCUGUAAUGCUGUGAUUUUGUGUCAAGAGGUUCGGCUUGUUAUUGUGUUGUAAUGCUAUUUGUCAUACGCUCUAAACAAGAGUGUUUGUGUAAUGUUGUGGGACUAUAGGCAAUGUCAGUAUUGUGUUGCUCGA
Messenger RNA from Musa acuminata AAA Group (dessert banana), 2688 nucleotides. Its product is annotated as mechanosensitive ion channel protein 10. The transcript is spliced from 5 exons. Gene Ontology annotation, cellular component: plasma membrane. Gene Ontology annotation, biological process: transmembrane transport; monoatomic anion transport; detection of mechanical stimulus. The coding region runs from base 228 to 2498 and encodes 756 amino acids. NCBI's taxonomy places the organism in Eukaryota, Viridiplantae, Streptophyta, Magnoliopsida, Zingiberales, Musaceae. The record is from RefSeq and is a predicted model, not a curated record. Gene Ontology annotation, molecular function: mechanosensitive monoatomic ion channel activity.